AUGGCCCUGCUGUCCCAAGGGUCCCUGCCCGGGUCUGCAGUGGCCUCCUCUGAUGACAUCUCCGGUUUAGGGGUGCUGGCAUGGCUGCUGCUCGCUGCGACACUUGCCCUGUGCCCUGGGGUUUCCGUAUACCAUAUAGAAGCUGCCCUGAGCUCUCCUGUUGCAAGUGUGCCUCUGCUGACUGUGGAGACCCGGACUAACGUGCUUCCCAACUUGUUAUACUGCGUUGUGGAAAACGUCUGCGGAAAGGAGACCAAACGCUGGAUGAGGAGGACGACCUGCCCACAAGCCCCUCCACCCUGGGUGUCCUUGGCCUCUUGUGACACGCUCCGACUUUCUAAGCCUCAUGAGUUCUCAGGUUUCUGUUUCUGGAAAGAGAAAAUGUACCUGGAACCUUUGGAGCGAUGCCAGCUUGGAGCCAUCUGUAGCAGCGCCUUGUUUGCUGACAAUCUGUGGGCCUGCUGCUGCCCUGCUCCCCAGAACCAGAGGGCAUCUCCAGCCAAGAGCCACCGCUGCCGCGGCGCUGCCGCCGGGGAGGGGCAACCGCUGCCGCCCAGGACUGGGCCUUUAGGGAGGUGGAGGCAAGAAGAUGGCUUGGAGGCGGCCCGUGGCAAUGGCACCAGCAUGAUAUCACUGAUCAUUCCUCCCAAAGACCAGAUUUCACGAGUGGCAAAAAUGUUAGCAGAUGAGUUUGGAACUGCAUCUGACAUUAAGUCACGAUUGUUUACUGUGGAACCCUUGCAACAGAAGAAGGAAAGGAAAAGAAAGUCAAAGACAAAACUAUGUCGGAAAGUCGCAGAAACUGCUGUGCAGCUGUUUAUUUCUGGGGACAAAGUGAAUGUGGCUGGUCUAGUUUUAGCUGGAUCUGCUGACUUUAAAACUGAACUAAGUUAAUCUGUUAUGUUUGAUCAGAGGUUACAAUUGAAAGUUUUAAAAUUAGUUGAUAUAUCCUAUGGUGGUGAAAAUGGAUUCAAUCAAGCUAUUGAAUUAUCUACUGAAGUCCUCUGCAACAUGAAGUUCAUUCAAGAGAAGAAAUUAAUAGGACGAUACUUUGAUGAAAUCAGCCAGGACACGGGCAAGUACUGUUUUGGCGUUGAUGUUACGCUAAAGGCUUUGGAAAUGGGAGCUGUAGAAAUUCUAAUAGUCUAUGAAAAUCUGGAUAUAAUGAGAUAUGUUCUUCAUUGCCAAGGCACAGAAGAGGAGAAAAUUCUCUAUCUAACUCCAGAGCAAGAAAAGGAUAAAUCUCAUUUCACAGACAAAGAGACCGGACAGGAACAGCUUAUUGAGAGCAUGCCCCUGUUGGAAUGGUUUGCUAACAACUAUAGAAAAUUUGGAGCUACGUUGAAAACUGUCACAGAUAAAUCACAAGAAGGGUCUCAGUUUGUGAAGGGCUUUGGUGGUAUUGGAGGUAUCUUGCGGUGCCAAGUAGAUUUCCAGGGAAUAGAAUACCAAGGAGGAGACGAUGAAUUUUUUCACCUUGAUGACUACUAGGUAGUCGACAUGGGUCUGGCAAAACGUGCCUCACCCUCCAGCAUCCAACCCAAGGAGCAUACCCAUGGUGGAAUCCAAACAGAUCCCUGCCUUACAAUUGGAACAUUUCCAGAACUUAAUCCAUGAGCAUUGGAUAUUGAAAAGAAACUGAAACAAAACCAGAGCCAGCCCUACACUUUGGUUUGUCAUGGUGUCAGCGCAGCAGCCUACGACUAAGUUCCUAAAUGCCACUUUGGACUAAUUUAAAAAAGAAUCUCAGUUUUUACUUUUACUCAAUGGUGAAAUUGGUUGCUCUUGUAUUUUAUGAAAAAAAAAAAUGAUUUUUUUAACUUUCAUAUAUAGAAGCAAAAAUACUUUAACUGCUGUAAACCUUCAAAAGUUAAUAGAAAU
This is a messenger RNA of Cebus imitator (Panamanian white-faced capuchin), 1881 nucleotides long. Its product is annotated as eukaryotic peptide chain release factor subunit 1-like. The record is from RefSeq and is a predicted model, not a curated record. Gene Ontology annotation, cellular component: translation release factor complex; cytosol. Lineage: Eukaryota; Metazoa; Chordata; Mammalia; Primates; Cebidae. Gene Ontology annotation, biological process: cytoplasmic translational termination. Gene Ontology annotation, molecular function: sequence-specific mRNA binding; translation release factor activity, codon specific.